CAGACAGGACCCCUCAAAACAGGUCAGGAGUUUUGUUGCUCCAGAUUUCUGGGACGAACAAAGCCACAGCCAAAGAAAGAUACGACAAGCAAAACAUUCAGGAUGAAAUAUGUGGAUCCAAAGCCUGGGGAUUUGAUCGAGAUCUUCCGACUGGGAUACGAACACUGGGCAGUCUAUGUGGGUUCAGGCUACGUCGUCCAUGUGACUUCAUCAGGUGACUCCAACUCCAAAGCUAUGGUGAAGAAGGAAUGGCUAUCCCAUGUGGCAGGGAGAAAUAACUACCGUGUCAACAACAAGCAUGACUCCACAUAUCCUGUCCGGAGCCCAGAGGAGAUUGUCUCUAUGGCAGAGAUGUGGGUGGGCAAGAAAAUGGAAUACAACCUUUUCACGGAAAAUUGUGAGCAUUUUGCCACUCGUAUGCGCUACAACGUUUCCCAUUGUGAUCAAGUCUUGAAUGCGGUCAAGAUAGUAAUUCAUGCAGUUUUUACUGCCGGGCUGUUGGCCUUGAAGCAUGACUCCAAAUAUCCUGUCCGGAGCCCAGAGGAGAUUGUCUCUAUGGGAGAGAUGCUGGUGGGCAAAAAAAUGGAAUACAACCUCUUCACGCAAAAUUGUGAGCAUUUUGCCACUUUCCUGCGCUACAACGUGGCCCCUUGUGAUCAAGUAAGUGCGGUCUUUGUAGAUUUAGACAGAUUUCUUGUAGUCCCUGUCUCAGGAUGA
Molecule: messenger RNA, 717 nt
Organism: Thamnophis elegans (Western terrestrial garter snake)
Lineage: Eukaryota; Metazoa; Chordata; Lepidosauria; Squamata; Natricidae
Product: phospholipase A and acyltransferase 2-like
Exons: 5
Coding region: 103-717 (204 amino acids)
Biological process (GO): N-acylphosphatidylethanolamine metabolic process
Cellular component (GO): cytoplasm
Molecular function (GO): glycerophospholipid phospholipase A1 activity; A2-type glycerophospholipase activity
Source: RefSeq, a predicted model, not a curated record